This is a messenger RNA of Peronospora matthiolae, 303 nucleotides long. The record is from the annotation of a GenBank genome assembly. NCBI's taxonomy places the organism in Eukaryota, Oomycota, Peronosporomycetes, Peronosporales, Peronosporaceae.
AUGAUCCCAGAAGACAUUCUAGGUGCGGCAAUGCGACUAGAAGCGUUUAGCGACGCCGACUUUGCCGCCGACAAGACGGACCGGAAGUCAAUGACGGGCGGCAUCGUGAUGCUGAACGGAAUGGCCGUCAGCUGGGGUGCGUGGAAGCAGGGAGGCGUCUCCCUGUCGACGAUGGAGGCGGAAUUUGUCGCGCGCGAGCUGCUCGGCCUGCGCGAGAUGUUGUGCGAAGUGGGCGUAGAGCCCGCGCUUCCGAUGCAGUUGUGGGUGGACAACCAAGCGGUGAUCACGCAGAUCGCGGGAUAG